Molecule: messenger RNA, 1279 nt
Organism: Alternaria alternata
Lineage: Eukaryota; Fungi; Ascomycota; Dothideomycetes; Pleosporales; Pleosporaceae
Exons: 2
Coding region: 432-1118 (228 amino acids)
Biological process (GO): endosome transport via multivesicular body sorting pathway; late endosome to vacuole transport; protein transport
Cellular component (GO): multivesicular body; ESCRT III complex
Source: RefSeq, a predicted model, not a curated record
UGCAGCUGGAGAUUCUAUAGGUGUCUUAGAUGCGCUUGAUUGCCUCUGCCAAUGUUGCGUUGGCUGGCAAUCCUCCAGGGCUCGAUGCUUGAGGCUAGUGGGUUGCAACUGCCCCGCGAAGGAGCUCAACGUCACAAUGGGCCCGAGCUCGAUCCUGGAGCCGUUGCAAGGCACCGCUACCACAACACCUCGGGACCCUUGGACAUGCACAUGACAUCGCAACUCACCUUGCUGCCACCACUUUACCUCUUACCCACCACUCGCUAAUCGCCUGAAUACAACUCGAGCAAUCUGAUACGCUUGAAAAUCCACACGCGCUGCACACGCCCUCACCGACUCCCGCUGUAUCCGCACCAAAUCGCGCAUACAUCAACGACACCUGGGCAUCGACUUGCUCAGACGUUCAGAGUACACCACACUGAGCGCCCAUUAUGGAGACCAUCAGGGGUCUCCUGUGGAAGCCCACACCAGAGGAGCAGAAGCGUAAAUGCAACGCCCUCGUCCGCCAAAAUGUCCGCAAACUCGACCGUGACAUCCAACAGCUCAAAGCCACGGAGCAAAAAACCAAAACGCUGAUCCAACAAUCCUCCAAACGCGCCCAACGCAACCCUUCUAUGGCAAAGCAAGCCAACCAAGACGUGCGCAUCUUCGCCCGCGAACUCAUCCGCGUACGGAAACAAAACAACCGGCUCAUGACGUCCAAGGCGCAGCUCAAUAGCGUGCAGAUGCAAGUCAACGAAGCCUUCUCGGUGCGUAAAAUCGAAGGCAGCAUCAAGGCGAGCACAGGCAUCAUGAAGGAUGUAAACAGUCUGGUGCGAUUGCCAGAACUGACGGGCACAAUGCGGGAGCUAAGCUCUGAGCUGAUGAAGGCGGGUAUCAUAGAGGAGAUGCUGGAUGACACGUUGGGCGAGAACGAGAUGUUGGAGGGUGAGGCUGAUGAAGCCGAGGAGGAGGUUGACAAGGUGUUGAGUGAGGUGCUCAAGGAUAGGUUACCGCCGAGUAAAGCCAAGGAGGAAGAACUACCUAGUGCGCCACAAGCUGAGGAGGAGGAGGAAGAAGACGAUCAGGCCGAAAUGCUCGCCCAGAUGCGGGGACGGCUUGAGGCGCUCAAGAGCUGAGCGAGUCAUACAUUCUGUUACUUUUGAACCAACUUGUUGUACACAGCAUGCAUGUUUCGUUUAUGCGGCGUUAUGGCGUAUAGGGAGAGGCCCUUGCAUAUCCCCAUGUCUAAAUAGUGGUCACCAUAUCACAAUCCAUUUACUCAUGCCAAAUAGUCGAU